This is a messenger RNA of Enterospora canceri, 636 nucleotides long. The record is from the annotation of a GenBank genome assembly. Lineage: Eukaryota; Fungi; Microsporidia; Enterocytozoonidae.
AUGACAACAAAGAAAGAGAACUUCAACUAUCUUUUUAAGGUUGUAUUGGUUGGAGACACAAAUGUAGGCAAAACGAACAUGUUGAGUCAGCUUGUAUCAAAGAAGUUUCUAGAAGGAUCAAAGCCAACUAUAGGUGUUGAAUUUGGAACAAAAUACUACGAGUUUGAGGACUGCAAAAUAAAGACGCAGAUUUGGGAUACAGCUGGUCAGGAACGAUAUCACGCAAUCAUUUCAGCAUAUUAUAGAGGAGCAUGUGGAGCAAUUGUUGUAUAUGACAUCACUGAUAAGGCAUCAUUCAAAAAUGCAACUGAAAUCUGGUUACCGAAUAUCAAAAAAUCAUGCAAUAGUGAUAUUCCAAUAAUGUUGGUAGGAAACAAGAGCGAUUUGGGGAAAAGUCGUGCUGUAAAGAUGGAAAUAGGAAGAGAUGGUGCGAUGAGCAACAAAUGUAGCUUUUAUGAAACAUCGGCUUGUACAGGAGAAAAUAUUGAUAAGGCAUUUGAGGAAUUUGUAGAAAAAAUAUAUCAGAAAGAGAAAGGGAAGAAUAGUAUGAAGAAUAAGCGAUAUGCAAGACAAGAACAUUUGAAAGGUGAGGAACUGCAAUUGGUUGAGAAAAAGAAAGGCGGUGGUUGUUGCUAA